Messenger RNA from Pistacia vera, 4286 nucleotides. Its product is annotated as pentatricopeptide repeat-containing protein At5g24830-like. The coding region runs from base 91 to 1848 and encodes 585 amino acids. The record is from RefSeq and is a predicted model, not a curated record. The transcript has 8 exons. NCBI's taxonomy places the organism in Eukaryota, Viridiplantae, Streptophyta, Magnoliopsida, Sapindales, Anacardiaceae. Gene Ontology annotation, molecular function: protein binding.
CAUUUCUGAAACCUGUUUCAUCGCAGUUGCAAUGAUUUAGAGAAUUAGAGUUGAGGAACGAUUGAGAUUCGAUCCACAGACAAACAGCUAAUGGCAGCUUUUUCAAUUGCCUGCGGAGAGUCCUCAUCACCGUUACACAUUCUUAUCUUUCGAUUGUGGAAUCAAACCAUCGACUCCAUCAAGCUCAAUGUUGCUAACUUACUCUUUACCUCAAGGAUUCGGGCCGAUGAUGAUAUAAAGCCCUGUAGUUUCAAAAAUAUUUUGGGUGUUGUUAGUGAUCAGUGUCAGUUGAGAACUGAAGACUGGUUUUCGAAUAAGAAGAAUUCUGAAAAUGAAGGAGAUCCACGGGCAGUAUUCAAUGUAUUGGAUUCAAUUUUGAAGGAGAACUUGGAUCGUCUGAAAAUGAUGAGGGAGAGCAUAUCUUUGGCAAGGGUUGGUCUCAUGGGUUGUACCUCGGAAACUGACUACAGAGGACAUGUAGCUGUAAUUAGGGAUUUGUGUUUGGGAGGGAAGUUGGGUGUGGCUUUAUGGCUGCGGAGUAAAAUGAUACAGAAAGGUAUUGUCCCUGACGUGCUUACACAUAAUUAUCUUGUUAAUGGACUGUGCAAAACUGGUGACAUGCAGAAAGCGGACUGUGUUAUUAGGGAGAUGGUAGAAAUAGGUCCCACUCCCAACUGUGUGACUUACAAUGCUUUUAUUAAGGGCUACUGCGAUAUUGAUGAUGUGGAUAAAGCUCUUCAUCUUCUCUCCACUAUGGUAAGUACUGGCAUCAGGCCAAAUAGAGUUACUUGUAACAUACUUGUACAUGCACUGUGCAAGAAAGGUCUUGUAGGUGUUGGCACGAAGCUUCUUGGAGAGAUAUUAGCAGAUGACGAGGGCAAGGAAACCUCUGAUGUAAUUACAUCAACUAUACUUAUGGAUAGCUGUUUUAAGAGUGGAGAUACGAUUAAUGCUCUUGAUGUUUGGGAAGAUAUAUUUCACAUGAAUACCCAAAUGGAUCUUGUAGCGUAUAAUGUCCUUAUAAAUGGGUUUUGUUUGAGUAGAGACAUGAACUUUGCAUACAAGUAUUUUUGUCAAAUGCUUAAGAGGGGUACACUUCCAGACAUUUUUACUUACAAUACUCUUCUAGGUGGUCUUUGUAAACAAGGGAAAUUAGAUGAGGCUUGUUACGUUUAUGAUGUCAUGUUAAGAGCUGGAGUUGCUCCAGAUCAGAUCUCGUACAAAAUGAUUGUUCAAGGCUUUUGUGCUCAUGGAGAUGUUGUUAAAGCUAGUGAAUUUCUUCUUCAUAUGUUAGAGAAGUCAAUUGUGCCCGAGCCUCAUAUAUGGAACCUAAUAAUUGAUGGUUAUGGAAGAUGUGGAUAUCUUGAUCGUGCAUUUUCUGUUAGAGAUCUGAUGUUGUCUUUUGGUGUCGCACCAAAUGUUUUUACCUUUAAUGCAUUAAUUUAUGCAAAAAUAAAAGGAGGAAACAUUUUUGAUGCCUUUUCUCUUAAAAAGGAGAUGCUUUUAAAUAACAUUUUUCCUGAUGUGGUCACUUAUAAUUUGUUAAUAGGUGCUUCAUGCAAUAUGGGGCAAAUUCAUUUUGCACUUCAAUUUUAUCAUGAAAUGCUGAUGUUAGGAUAUGAGCCUGAUCUGAUAACAUAUACUGAAUUAAUUAGAGGUCAAUGCAUGAAGGGUAAUGUGAAGGAGGCGGAAGAGCUUUUUGCCAAGUUACAGAAAUCUGGUUUACAUAUAGAUCAUGUACCGUUUCAGAUACUUAUUAUGACAUACUGCAAAAUGAGGAAACCAGACAUGGUGUAUUACCUCUAUCAGAAGUGGUUGGCAAGGGAUGAAAGAGUUUCUCCACUUUAAUGAACUACAAUUAUAUGGAGUUAGUGGUUGUUAAAAACAAGGCCUCUGGCAUGAGUCAGUUUAUAUUUCUCAACAUGAAUGAACUUAUUUCAAUUGUGAUAGUUUUCUGCUCGUGGGAGGCAUGAAUGCUCUUCUUAGAGGUAUGUGUAUUUGCUAACCUUAUGUUAAAUGUCUGUGGUGCGCUGAAAUUUUCUUUAUUUAUUAAUUGGUCCUUAGAGCUAAUUUUAUCAUUCAUAGAAAAAUUAGAUAUAGAUGUCCUCAUGCAAUAUAGGUAUUUUGGAGGUUUUUUUUGGUAUAAUUAUCAUUGUGUGAUUUAUAGCUUGUACUUUGAAAAGGCUGUAACAAUCCUAUCUCUUAAGGCAAAUCCAUUUUUUGUUCUUUAGUUGGCUUGAAUAGGUGGAGAAGAUUACUUACAACUACCAAUUAUCAUUCUGAGAUUAGUUUCUUUCAUGAAUGUUUGAGGAGUAAAGGUUAGAUAUUUUCAUAUAAUCUAUUCUUUAACAUGCCUUUGUUCACUUCUGCUAUAUUUCUGUAUUAGAUAAGAGUUCUUCUUUCGAUAGUUCUGUUGAGAGAGUUGGCCUGUUUUGUUUUGAAUCUUUUUAUUUGACUUCAAUUAUAAGUUUAUUGAGUUACUUGUGAACCAGAACAGAGUGUAUUAUGGAAGGAAAAAUAUAUGCUAGGUAAUAGCAUCAGGAAUUGUUUAAAUAUUUGAGAUGCUAGAGGAAGCUCAGAAAAUUAUCCUGAGUUCAAUGUUUUUCAAUUUCUUUUAAGCUGUCUUAAAAGGCCUUCUGCAGUGUCACCAACUAGUUUCAGAGUCUAGCAAAUUCCAGGCACCACUAAAUUCUCAUCUAUUAUAUUUGCAAUAUAUAUCUCUGUUGUUGAUGUUACGUAUAUAUAUUUGGUGUUAUGUCUACCCAGAUAUUAUUGGCUUAUGGUGGGACUGAGUUUUAUGUAUUCCUGUCCUUUCAUGCUUCAAGAUAAUGUUUUUUCAUGGUUGGCAUCUUUCUGGCAUUUGCAAAAUGGUUCCCGUUUCCACUUGUGUCGCUUUUUUCUUUCAUACUUCCAUUGUACUCUUCUUCCAUAUAUUAUCUACCAUAAAAAAAUUCAACACAUGAGAUUGCAAUUGGUUCUUUUUGACCACAGGUGCAGGAAGAUGAUCUGGACCAUACCAGAACAUAUCCCAGUCAAUUAGAUGAAUGGUGGGGCAACCGGCCUUGAGUUUGCUCAUUCAUUUGGAAAAUUGUUUGAUCUUAAUUUCCAAGUAUUGACAUUGAUAAUGAACAAUUGUAAACUUGUUCUUCAUGUGUGUCACUACGUGGUUCAGGAUGAUGGGAUACAACCUGUGUUUCAACCACUGAUUUGAUAUGUUCAAGAGUUGUUACCAUUGGGCUGAAACCAUGAAAAAGGUCCAAUGGGUUUGCCAGCGUUGCCUUUGACAAGUUAGGGCCGUGGUUUUUUCUUGUGAUCCUUGUGUGGUGGAAAUCUUGAGCGGGUGGAAGAUAAGCAAGAGAAGUAGGGUCCAAAUACGCACCUUGGGCAAAAAACUGCUGAGCACAGAAAGAAGAAUUUCACAGUAUGCCCUUGAGUUUAAAGCUCUGAAAGGUGGCAGCUUUCAAAAUACUGGAGCUUUGUUAGAGAAUAAAUGAUAAGACUGGGAUUCACCAAGUGGAUGGAGAUGAUUCAUUGACCAUUCCAACGUCUUACUAGAUUCAAGAAUGAUCUGAAGCCAAACAAACAGUUGUAGAAGCAGAAGAAAUAUUACCUUUUGAUUGAGAAAAACCCAUAACAAUACUCUCUAGUCUCUAAUUUCUCACUUGCUUGAAAUUGGAGAGGGAAAUAAAAAAGCAUUUACUAUUUAGUGCUGGUGGGCAUGCAGAGUUGAGGAUCGUCAACUGCGAAUACAUUAUGCUUCGGCCGAUUUUUCUGUGCAGUUUAUAUGUUAAUUGAACAUGUUUAAGGAUGACAUUUGCACAGAAGAAAUGUUUACAAAAAUAUACAAAUAAUAUCACAAGAUUCGAUCGGACAGGUGUUUGCGAUGCCUCAAUCAGAAAAGUUUAAAAGUACGUACUGAGCUAUUUUCUCUGUAAUUAUGAAACACAGAAACAGCUUGAAGAUUAUUAACCAAUUUUAUCUCUGGAGAAACUGUUGAAGACAAUAUUGUUGGCACUCAUAAGAGAAGGUCUAUGGGAGUCUUGAACAAUGCUUGGUUCGCACAUUAUGAGAAGAACAAUUAACUGUGUUAUGCCUAUAAAAUCACGGUUUACGUAAGCUGAUGCCAACAAGUACCGAUCAGAGUACAGGAAGAUUUUGUGCCGUCCAGAGUCUGUCGCGUUGCCCAAGACAGAAAGAAUAUAGCUAUCAAUAACCUAACUGACUCAAGUUUUUUCUGUGAAUGAAUUUGGUUCGCAUACUUGUCCAAACCCUAUUUAAUUUAAAGA